AUGUACGAAUUGAAACGACGCCCCCAGUCCCUCAGCCACAGUGCCUUUCGCAAGUUCGAAUCGGACCCUGAGGAAUACUUCCUACAGUACCUGGCCGCCAACCGCCCGGCCCGUCAAGCACAGCCGAACUACAUGGCGAUUGGAUCGGCUUUCGAUGCGUACGAGAAAGCCGAAUUGCAUGCCGCCCUGUUCGGUGCUGGUAGCAACCCCGAGUUCGAAUUCCAAACGAUCUUUGAACAACAGGUCGAGCCCCACAACCGUGACUGGGCGAUCAAGGCCGGUAAGCACGUCCAAGAAGCCUAUAAGUUCUCCGGCGCACAUGAUGACUUGUUGGGCUUGCUGCACAAGUCCAUUGAAUCGCCCCAGUUCGAGUUCGGUGUCGAAAAGGAAAUCGACGGAGUGCCUCUCAACGGUAAGCCCGACUGUCGGUUCGUGCUCCCUGGUGAUGACGGUCGAAAGGUCCAUGUGAUUCUGGACUGGAAGGUUAAGGGCUUCUGUUCAAAGCACGCGACCAGCCCAUCCAAGGGUUAUGCCCUCUGCCGUGACGGUUACGAAGCGGCCAAGCCGUCUCGCAGCCAUGGGAAGGAACACAACCAAUACCUGGCGUACAACCACCACGGACUCAUCAUCAACACGAGUUACCUGGAAGCCUCCAAGCCAGAAUACGCCGACCAGACCACGAUGUAUGGCUGGCUGUUGGGUGAAGAAGUGGGUGAUGAAGAAGUCGUCAUGGGUAUUGACGAGAUCGUUGCCAAGCCCGCAGAGCCUUGGCCGAUGCUUCGUGUCGCCAACCAUCGUGCCCGUGUCAGCAAGGGCUACCAACUUGAACUGAUGCGACGUCUCCAACGCUGUUGGAAAGCAAUCACCACAGGUCACAUCUUCCCUGACAUGACGGUUGAAGAAAGCGAUGCCCGUUGUGAAAUCCUCGAAAACAUGGCCGCCGGUUUGAAGUCAGCCGGUGAGGAAGACGAAUACUUCAACGAAGUCACACACACGGUAACGGUGUUGUCCAACUACGGUGACCCGAUUGGCUUCAUCGCCCUGCGAGGUGUGGAAGAUGCCGCCGAGAUUCGCAAAGUGGCGAUCAAGAGUCGCUACCGCAAACAGCAGUUGUCCUACCAACUGAUGGAAAGCGCAAUUCUGUUUGCAAGGCAAAAGCGAUUCAAUUCGAUCUUCAUCAUCAUCCCCGAGGCCAUGAUCGAGACCGUCGGACCUUGGCUGGCCAAAUUCAAUUUCACAGCCAAGAAACCGAUCAUCCGGGAUGCGUUCCACGCCUAUGGCAAGCCCGAGAACGGAGUGAAAUUCGUAUGUCGCCUAUAG
Messenger RNA from Cladocopium goreaui, 1320 nucleotides. Lineage: Eukaryota; Dinophyceae; Suessiales; Symbiodiniaceae. The record is from the annotation of a GenBank genome assembly.